Messenger RNA from Drosophila willistoni, 827 nucleotides. RefSeq names its product trypsin alpha. The transcript is spliced from 2 exons. Gene Ontology annotation, biological process: proteolysis. Gene Ontology annotation, molecular function: serine-type endopeptidase activity. The record is from RefSeq and is a predicted model, not a curated record. Bases 16 to 786 code for a protein of 256 amino acids. Lineage: Eukaryota; Metazoa; Arthropoda; Insecta; Diptera; Drosophilidae.
UUGUAGACAUACAAUAUGUUCAAGUUUGUGAUCUUGUUGUCAGUUGUUGCUUGCGCUUUCGGCGCUGCCGUCCCAGAGGGUCUCCUGCCCCAGUUGGAUGGUCGCAUUGUUGGAGGUUCUGCUACCACUAUCAGCAGCUUCCCCUGGCAAAUUUCUCUGCAGCGUAGUGGCUCCCACUCCUGCGGUGGUUCCAUCUACUCUGCCAAUAUCAUUGUGACUGCUGCUCAUUGUCUGCAAUCCGUGUCGGCCUCCUCCCUUCAGGUCCGUGCUGGUUCUACCUACUGGAGCUCUGGUGGUGUGGUUUCCGCUGUUGCUUCUUUCAGAAAUCAUGAGGGUUACAAUGCCAACACUAUGGUCAACGAUAUUGCUGUCAUCCGUCUAUCUUCCUACCUUGGCUUCAGCUCUACUAUUAAGGCUAUCGGUCUGGCCAGCUCUGCUCCUGCUAACGGUGCCGCCGCUUCCGUAUCUGGUUGGGGCACUCAAUCAUCUGGUUCCAGUUCCAUUCCCACUACUCUUCAGUACGUGAAUGUCAACAUUGUCGGUCAAUCGCAGUGCGCUUCCUCCAGUUACGGUUAUGGCAGUCAAAUCAGGAGCACCAUGAUCUGCGCUGCUGCCAGCGGCAAGGAUGCCUGCCAAGGUGACUCUGGUGGCCCAUUGGUCUCCGGUGGUGUCCUCGUUGGUGUUGUUUCCUGGGGCUAUGGCUGCGCCUACGCCAACUACCCAGGUGUCUAUGCCGAUGUUGCUGUCCUCCGCUCCUGGGUGAUCAACACUGCCAACUCUAUCUAAAGAAAGAACUUUUAAUAAAAGUAUUUGAAAACGAAUUAAAA